AUGGAUCAGUUUACCAAUCUACAGGAUUUCGAGCAAUACUAUUUAAACGAGAUCCCAACUCAGUGCAAAAAAACCCUACAUUUGAAUAACUUUAAUAUCUUAAGUCUAAAGACACAUUUUUUAUUUUUACAGAAUCGAUCUACGACUCAGAGUGGAGGUGGACAGCAAACUGACCAAACCAGCUCCUAUCAAUGUUCAAAAUGCCAGAAAACGUUCACGAAUAAAAAGACUUUCAAGCGCCACCAGCGGGAACACGACAAGGAGAAAAGCCACAAGUGUCCACACUGCCUUAAAGGUUUCAAGAGAAAUUCAGACCUAUCAAAACAUCUGAAAACCGUCCACUCGAAGCACAACACGAAAAAAGAAUUCAAAUGUGGGAAGUGUAAUAAAACCUUCUCGGAGAAAAAUACCUUCAAUGCACACGUAAAAGAACACUCCAAUCAAAAAAAGAAGAGAAAGCUGACAAGCGAUGAUUCCACAGGUCCCCAACGCAAGAAAACAAGAACGGCAAGCGAACCUAAUCGGCCCAGAACGUUUCCUGUGGCUGAAGAUCCUGUGAAAAUAUCCGAUCUUUUACCAGACCAACAACCUACCAACACCGAAUACCAUCGACACUGGAAAAGAAUAAGAACGCGAUUGGCCAACUGGUAUAACUAUCGCCUUCCUUCACUUAACCCAGACCAUCUUAUCAGUUAUUUCCACCAAGUUUUCAGAGAUCAGUCCACCGUCUUCAAGCUCAACAUAUCCUUUGGAUAUAUACUACGAAACACUGUUACCGAUGAAGUACAAUAUCACUAUGCAUCCAGAAACAAUAAUAAUGUAUUUGAAACACCUUUCCAAGUGGUCAACGAAAGCGACCUACAGCCGAUUGAAAACGAAUUACGAAAUCUAGAUAUCUUAGAAUGGGCUCGUCAAUAACGACCAUCAUCCAAGUGGACAGUUGAUAGUAUCGCUAACAUCACUUUUUUCAUUACAAACAUCCCUCGUCAUCCCAUUGGCCGUGUUAAAUGCCUUCCACAUUAUAUCGUCGAAAACCGCGGUAUCGUGCCUCUAGACUGUGAGAAAAAGACUGGUCAUCCCUAUUCAGACAACCUAUGCUUCUUCCGUGCACUUUCACUUCACAAUGGGUGCCAUCCAAGAAAUUUGGAAAGAGAAACAAAAUGGUAUUAUCCAAGGUAUCAACAAACCUAUCCAGACGAUGAGUUCAACGGUGUGACACUGGAAAGCCUGCCUGAUCUCGAAACCCUUUUUCAAGUUAAUAUUAAUGUUUAUUCCCUGGUAAAGUCCACCUCUCAUGAUGAUGACGAAAACGACGAAAAUGAACAAAAAGAGGUCACCGCACAACUCAUUCAAAGAUCACAUCGAAAGCAUCCCUCCACGCUCUAUCUCAAUCUCCACGGGAAUCACUUUUCAUAUAUAAAAAAUAUGAAAGUUUAUUCCAAAUCGUACUUAUGCUCCCGAUGUGGCAAG
Messenger RNA from Actinia tenebrosa (Australian red waratah sea anemone), 1470 nucleotides. RefSeq lists its product as uncharacterized. NCBI's taxonomy places the organism in Eukaryota, Metazoa, Cnidaria, Anthozoa, Actiniaria, Actiniidae. The record is from RefSeq and is a predicted model, not a curated record.